Molecule: messenger RNA, 537 nt
Organism: Sycon ciliatum
Lineage: Eukaryota; Metazoa; Porifera; Calcarea; Leucosolenida; Sycettidae
Product: large ribosomal subunit protein P2-like
Exons: 2
Coding region: 158-484 (108 amino acids)
Biological process (GO): translation; cytoplasmic translational elongation
Cellular component (GO): ribosome; cytosolic large ribosomal subunit
Molecular function (GO): structural constituent of ribosome
Source: RefSeq, a predicted model, not a curated record
GGGGUUUUCCCCCUGACAUCGUCCUCUGAACUGACCUAAUGCGCAUGCGUAAAAUGGCGACGAUGCAAAGUUCUCUUCCUCUCUGACUUCGUUGUCGAUGAACAUUUCUUUCCCUUCUGGUUUGUAGAACCCCGUUUCGUGUCUAAAAGACUUAAACAUGCGUUACGUGGCUGCAUACCUUCUGGCUACCCUUGGCGGUAAUGCCAGCCCUUCGCUGAAGGACAUCAAGGCCAUUCUGGCCAGCGUCGGUAUCGAUUGCGACGAUGCCAUGGCACAGACCGUCAUCAAGAAUUUGGCUGGUAAGGACGUCAAUGAGGUGAUCGCAGCUGGAUCUUCCAAGUUGGCCUCUGUACCAUCCGGUGGCGCUGCUCCCGCCGCUGCUGCCCCAGCUGCUGCUGCCGAGGAGAAGAAGGAAGUAAAGAAGGAGGAGGAGAAGGAGGAAGAGGAGUCCGACGAUGACAUGGGAUUCGGUCUUUUCGAUUAAUUAUUUCAUGGAUCAUCAUCAAUCCUAUUAAAAAUCUUCCCAUCUCAUCCAAA